UAUAUCCCUGAUACAUACAUGUAUCUACAACAAGUAGAUAUUUGCAACACACUGUAAAGAAAAAUAAACGUUUGCACGGUUGGGUAAUAAUUGGAUUUUACAGUGUUCUUUAAUUAACAAUGCGUCAUUUAUUCCGGUGCUUUGUUAAAAAAGAUGUUUGUAAUUGUUUAAGAAGAUGUUAUGGGAGCCUUUCUGUGCGGAUUUCAACGCAGACCGACCAGGAAAGAAGAAAUGAAAAGAACUUACAUGAUCUAAAACCGAAAAAUGUGUCAAGUAAAAAGCGAAGUUUUUCGUCUGCUCCGACGGAGGAAACGAUAUUUAAAAGUCCGAGACCGGCGGAGAAGUUGCCAGUUGUGUCUUUAAGCGACUACAUGUUUUCUCGUUUUAACAAAUUCGGCAGCAAAAAUGCGCUGGUCGAUGAUGCAACUGGUACAACAUACACAUAUUCACAACUAGAAGAGCUCUCUAGAAACGUCGGAAGCUUCUUGUACAGAUCCGGAUUGAGGAAGAAUGAUGUUAUAUGUUACUAUGGCACCAACAAUCCAGAGUUUGCUUUACUGUUGCUAGGGUGUUCGUCCGUUGGAGUUAUCUUGACGACGGCAAAUCCAGCAUACACUUCAGGUGAAUUAGAGAGACAUAUGGAGCAUUCAGGAGCAAAAAUGUUGGUCACAGUCCCGCCACUGAUACCCAAAGUACAGGAAGCGGAAAUAAAAAAUGUGAUUGUUAUAGGUGGUGCUGAUGGUUGCCGCCCUUUUUCCGACUUGCUAGCAGACGACGGCAAGUGCUUUCCUUCUGACGUCACAAUCGACCCUCAUGAAGAUAUUGUCAUAUUACCAUACAGUAGUGGUACCACAGGUUUACCAAAAGGUGUUAUGUUAAGCCACUUCAAUGUUGUGGCAAAUCUAAGACAGUUUAAGCAUUCUACAGUAACAACUACAGAAGAUAACAAUUUUGCUGUUUUGCCUUUUUAUCAUAUUUAUGGCAUGGCCCCGAUCCUCUUUGGUACUUUGCAAGAUGGGGGCACACUUGUAACAACACCCGGCUUUGAUCCUGAAGGGUUCUUAAAAGCAAUCGUCAAACAUAAGAUCAGUCAGUUACAUAUUGUUCCACCGAUCGUGUUGUUUAUGGCACGCCAUCCAGUCGUGGACAAGUUCGAUCUUUCUCAUGUACGCAACGUUAUCUGUGCAGCAGCCCCGCUUGGAGAAGCACUGACAAAUGAAUUCAAUGACAAGAGACAGAAGAAAAUCAGACAAGGAUACGGUUUGACAGAAACAUCACCAGUUGUCAGUCUUGACGAUGAAGAUAUCACAGUCGGUUCAAUAGGAAGACUUGUAUCAAACACAGAAGCAAAGUUCGUAAAUCCGGAGACAGGAAAAAGCCUAGGAAUUAAUGAGACUGGAGAACUAUGUGUGAGAGGCCCUCAGAAUAUGAAAGGUUAUUUAGAGAAUGAGAAGGCUACCAAAGAAAUGAUAGAUGAAGAUGGCUGGCUCCAUACAGGGGAUGUUGGACACAUGGGAGAAAAUGGAUGUAUUGUGGUUUCAGACCGCCUGAAAGAACUCAUCAAAUACAAAGGACUACAGGUUGCCCCAGCAGAGUUAGAAGAUUUGUUACACAAACACCCGGCCGUCCAGGACGUGGCUGUGAUUGGUAUGCCGGAUGAUCGAGCUGGAGAGCUGCCAAGGGCAUAUGUGGUGCUCAAACCAAACCUGGAGAUACAUGCACAUGAUUUAAUGAAAUAUGUGGAAGAUCAUGUAUCCGACUACAAAAAGUUACGAGGUGGGGUAGAAUUUAUGAAGGAGAUACCAAAGUCCCCAAGCGGCAAGAUUCUUAGGAGGGUACUUAAAGAUCAACUGCCAAGUUCUCAAAUAUAAUUUAUUACAACGGCCAUAUUCUCCCCCAAAACAAAUCAUUCGCCUUUUGAUCAAGUGUUUACAGACUUAUUUUAUAAUGUGAUUCAUUGAACAAUAUAUGUAAUAUAAAAUAAUGAUUUGCAUAAUUCUUCGAAGCUUGUCUAGUACUUGUCAUUUGUGUAAUAGGUGUGCUUUUGCAUAAGAAAAUAUAAUGUAUUUUGUCAUAUUGAUUACAUAUGUGUAAUGAUUUGAUGUCGAGAUAUGUGUCCAUGUGUUUAUGUCUUUAUGUGUGAUGUGGUAAUACAGCUAUAUAUUGACAUAGAAGUGUACGGGUUCCAGAUGCAACGUCCUCAGUAUACGUUUAUACUCUUGCAUUUGAAAGACGUGUUUCUGUCGCUUUGUUAAUAAAUGUAUACAUCCAUAUGCUAUCAAAGUAUCCCAAAUAUGUAAUAAAGUAUUACAAAUGUAUAUCUAAUGCAUUGUCUGGAGGUCACAAACCACAUUUUCAAAACUUAAAUGUCAAAAUGUAAGUGAUAUAGCCUUUCUACGCACCUAACAUAUUGCAUGAUGGUACUACGAGUAGGUCAGUAUGUUUUGGUAAGUUUGAUAUAUAAAUGCGCCUUUGGAAUUGUCCUUUAUGUUCAUCCAGAAUGUGUGUUUAAACGACAGAAAAUUUCAUCUACUGCAGUAUUCUGUAUCAUCUACAUAUGCACAUUUCAAUUUUUCAUUUGAAUA
Molecule: messenger RNA, 2585 nt
Organism: Ruditapes philippinarum (Manila clam)
Lineage: Eukaryota; Metazoa; Mollusca; Bivalvia; Venerida; Veneridae
Exons: 11
Coding region: 120-1871 (583 amino acids)
Molecular function (GO): CoA-ligase activity
Source: RefSeq, a predicted model, not a curated record